Messenger RNA from Exophiala xenobiotica, 1560 nucleotides. RefSeq lists its product as uncharacterized. The transcript has a single exon. Bases 1 to 1560 code for a protein of 519 amino acids. The record is from RefSeq and is a predicted model, not a curated record. NCBI's taxonomy places the organism in Eukaryota, Fungi, Ascomycota, Eurotiomycetes, Chaetothyriales, Herpotrichiellaceae. Gene Ontology annotation, biological process: lipid metabolic process.
AUGAUGGCUUCAAAAUGCCUACAGAUACUUUAUCAGUUGCAGGAAUCCUUCUCAAACCCAACUCCUCGCCCUGGCCUUCAUCCCAUCCCUGAUAGCAAACCUCUCACCUUCACCGCGGCUCUUUUACCCCCACUGCUUUACUACUUUGCUCUACUUCUACUUGCUCCUCCACCUCCUCCUGCGAUCAAUCGAACCUCUGUCAAGAUCCUCCGAAAUUGUCUCGCCCUGACCGCCGGCGUCCUCUUCUUUCGUCUUCCUCUUGUCUACCAUGUUCCUCAAAGCAUUGGUUUGACCUAUCAACUUGGUCUCGUGGGCUUGUACGGCGGAUGCAGGGUACUCGACGCUUUCUUCAUCAGUCCCUACUUGUUCGAGCACAUACCGCGCAGAGUCAAGUACCAUCAUCGGCUAAGGGUGGAAUCACAAGAGCAGGGAGCAAAACAUAUUGACAAGGAAUGGACAAAUGGAGGAGUUGCCGAUCCCUUCCAUCACUCUGGUGCUUCGCAAGAGGACAUGGUCAAGAUCAUGCGCAAUAGGAGUACGUUCAGCGUAAAAGAAAGCAACGUGCAACCCACCAACAACUCCAUACCUGGUUCCGCCAUGCGUGUUCUACGCAAUUCCAUCUCCGGCCCAGACCCGAUACCAGUGUAUGAGACGGCCGUGACAGAGAUUGGUUGGCCAACAACACUCUUCGAUCGUGCUGCGUGGGCUCUCGAGCUCGAACUCUCCAUGCGCGGCAUUGGCUUUACUUGGACCACGGCCGACGUCAGACACACCCGCAAAACAUGGCUUCCUACUGUUCAGAAUCGUAUCCACAGCAUCUUGGUUCACGUUUGCCCGGUCCUUCUCGUUAGCUGGGCUGUCAUCAGAACCAUCUACCUGCGCUACCUUUUGUCGACCCAGGAUGCGCCGUGGAAUGCAUAUUCUGCCUAUGAUCUCUUCGACCAUCGUAUUCCCAUGCUGUUUCAGCUACUUCUGACAGCUGCACUUGGUGCUUUCCUGAUGGCAGCAUUCUCUUUCGGCCACUCCCUCUUUGCUAUCAUGCUCCAUCCACUUCGACCCAGUCCCCUUGCCUUCUUCCCACCUCUGUAUACGACGAGGCCUUGGGACAUCACGAGCGUCCGCAAGUUCUGGAGUUUUGGUUGGCAUCGACUGUUUGCAAGGUUAUUUCUGGUCUACGGCGUGUGGCCCGGGGAAUGGAUGGAACGCAAGCUGCUACGCAAGGGUCCAGAUCAGCCGGCAGACGUUGGAAAGGUCAUAGGUGCUUUCUUGAGUAGCGCCUUCGUCCAUAGCUUUUCAGUCCGGGGAGUCCUUGCUGGCGACUGGAGGAUGGCCACUGGUGAAGCGAAAUUCUUUGCUCUAAAUGGGCUUGCAGUUGUGCUGGAGGGUGCAAUCAUCAGAGCUGUCAGCAAGAGAAGAAAAGAGAAAGGUCUGCCUAUACACAUGUGGUAUGAUUCCGUCGUGGGAAGGGUCUGGUGGAUAAGCGUGAUACUGUGGACAGGAAGGAAUUUCGCUAGGGGAUGGGUCAAGUCAAGCCUGGUGCGGGAAAUGGCUUUCCUCUGA